AUGAUCGCUAGUUUCCUCUUCCUCGGCCUUGCAUCGUCGGCUUGGGGUGUCACACCAGACGAACAAACAUGGCACGCACUCAACAACAGUGUCGACGGACGUCUCUAUAGUGCCUUUCCUCUGGCUGGUUCAUGCUUCUCCAUCGUGAAUGGCCAUGAUGUUGUCAGGGACGCGUCCGCCUGUUCAGCGAUAGAGGCGGGAUAUACCAAUGCAUCUUUCAGAGUAGCCGAAUUUGGCGCAUAUAUGAUAUCUGAAUGGGAAGGCUGUCAAAGCGAGUCUAAACAGUGCCUCCUUGAUGAUACCAACCCCACGAACCCGGAUGCAUGGACCUCGUUCAACUGCUCACAGGGUAGUAUCGCACCGCGCUAUAUCGACGUUCAAGCGGCAUCGGAUGUGGUUUCUGCUUAUGAAUUCAGUUCAAGGCAUGGCGUUCCUUUGGUUAUCAAGAACAGUGGACACGACUACAAGGGACGUUCCUCCAAGAAGGGUGCUCUUGGUCUCUGGGUGCACAAUCUCAAAGGGAUUACCUACUCCUCUUCCUUCACCCCAUCCGGUUGCCCAGAUACGGUGAGGUACCAUGCAAUCACCGUCGGAGCAGGUGUCAGCUGGCAGGAAAUAUACCAAUUCGCUGACCUGAAUAACUUAACUGCAAUCGGCGGAUAUCACCAGACCAUUGCAGCCAGUGGCGGCUGGGUGAUGGGAGGUGGCCACAGCGUGCUAUCACCCAUUUACGGCCUCGGAGUCGAUCGCGUACGCCAAUUCAAAGUGGUCACGCCAGAUGGCGUAUAUCGUACUGUCAACGAAUGCGAAAACGCAGACUUAUUCUGGGCGCUAAGGGGUGGCGGAGGUUCGACUUUCGGUGUCGUGCUCGAGAGUUCUCAUGCUGUGGAGCCCACCUCCAUUUUGCUACAGGUUGCCUCCAUCAAACAUACCGGGAAUUUGACCGCCCAAGGUGAUUGGCUUGAGUUACUGGUUGAUAAGGCUCUCGGCUGGGGAACAGAAGGCUGGGGCGGUCAUAUGACGGCCACAUCCCUGAUCAACGUGACACCGCUUUUGUCGCUUGAAGAAGCGCACGCAAGUGUUGCACCGGCGGUUGCAUUUGCGCUCCGGAACGGGGGCACGGCGGUUAUCGAAACGCUUACCUGGCUAGCAUUCUUCAACAAAUACGUUCUGGUGGCGGAAGCCGCUGUAGGCGUGCCAACCAUCCUUGGCACCCGGCUCAUGCCCACCCAGUUGUUCCAGUCGGCUGAUGGUCGCACAAAAAUUUCCUCCAACAUGAUUAAAUUCCUUACAACCGCGGGCCCGUAUAUUAUCCAAGGCACACCGUUCCUAUACAAAGGGUCGAGGAACGCUACUAGUAUCACACCGGCAUGGUACAAUUCACUGUGGCAUCUCGGCGUGAGUCGUGGAUCGUGGAAUUACAACGCUACCCUGAACGACAAAAAGUUGAUUUACUCGACGGUGCAUAAUGUAACCCAAGCCUACAGAGACAUCGCUCCCGAAUCGGGGGCUUAUUUCAAUGAAGGUGAUGUCUACGAGACAGACCACGAGCAGGCAUACUGGGGGGCAAACUACCAAACACUCCUGCAGAUCAAACAGAAAUACGAUCCGCACGGGAUCCUAGAUUGUUGGCAAUGCGUCGGCUGGAAAGGAUCGGAUAGCCCGGAAUACGACUGUUACCUGAACGUUCUCGUAUGA
Punctularia strigosozonata HHB-11173 SS5 is the source of this 1698-nucleotide messenger RNA. RefSeq names its product isoamyl alcohol oxidase. The transcript is spliced from 8 exons. The record is from RefSeq and is a predicted model, not a curated record. Bases 1 to 1698 code for a protein of 565 amino acids. Lineage: Eukaryota; Fungi; Basidiomycota; Agaricomycetes; Corticiales; Punctulariaceae. Gene Ontology annotation, molecular function: oxidoreductase activity; FAD binding.